AUGAUUACACCAAAACGAUAUUUUACAAUAGUGUCUCCCACUUCGAAGGACAUGUCAUACUCAUUCGGUUCGUUGUAUCCUGACCGAAACGAUCCUUCUAGUCACAAGAAACACCCUUCUCAAGGAUAUAAAGAGUAUUUGUUAACGUCGAAUUCUAUACACUUGAAAAAAUAUUUCGAAGUGCUUUAUUUUUCGAUCACCGGACGAAAAAUUCCUCUAAAUAUUCAAACUUUGAAAUGUUUUCUAUUCGUAUCCAUUCGCACACCGAAUGUGCAAUGUCCGUACACAACAAAUCAACCUCCUGAUGCCUUAGAACGCAUCAUACGAUCUAAAAAACAAUCGAAAGAAAAGUGCCGUAAAAGGACGAUAAGUAUGUCAUUGUUUAGUUAUUAA
Molecule: messenger RNA, 393 nt
Organism: Adineta ricciae
Lineage: Eukaryota; Metazoa; Rotifera; Eurotatoria; Adinetida; Adinetidae
Source: the annotation of a GenBank genome assembly